GGUUCAGAAGCGUGACUCGUUCUGCAGUUCUGGGGAUCGAUAAGCGCACGUUUUCGAUCGGCGUCAGUAGUGUAUGUGUGCAUGUCUCAUUCUUCGCAAGAACGCCGGGAAGUGGUCAAUGCGUUAUCGUUUUAAGUGAGAGAAACUGGUCGUUUUUGCAUUCCAAUUUGGUCAUCAGAGGGAGUUAACUGGUCGUAGAACGAGGUGGUAAGGUGGUGUGUGAAAAAGAAGAGACAGAAUAACGUGCGAGCGGAAGUGUGACCCGGUCAAGACGUGCCGCUGAAGUUAUUAGACUAAUCUCACGUGAAAGUAAUAACAGAAGUCUGGUGUGAAAAUUUAUUGGAGAAAAAUCACGCUGCAAUCAUCGGUGUAGGGGCUAUGGUUAGUGAGGCGGAAAAUCAACUCGCUGAGAAGGAUGCGGACGGAGAUGCGGCUACCGAAACUGGCGGUGGGAACAAGAUUGUUCUGAAACGGAAGAUUACUCUGAUCAAUGGGAUAACGAUCAUCGUCGGGACGAUCAUUGGAUCGGGGAUCUUCGUUUCACCUGCCGGUGUUUUCCUGUACACCAAAUCCGUCGGAGCAUCGCUGGUUAUCUGGACACUGAGCGGAAUCCUGUCGACGGUGGGAGCCCUGUGCUAUGCCGAGCUCGGUACCUGCAUCACCCGAUCCGGGGGCGACUACGCAUAUCUACUUGUUGCCUUCGGACCACUUGUUGGCUUUCUGCGGCUCUGGAUGGCACUGCUCAUCAUCCGGCCCACCACCCAGGCCAUCGUAGCGUUGACCUUCGCACAGUACGCGGUGAAGCCGUUCUUUCCCGACUGCGAGCCGCCGGACAACGCAGUUCGACUGCUAGCCGCCGUUUGUCUGUGCUUCCUGACCAGCAUCAACUGCAUCUCGACCAAGUGGGCCAUGAAGAUACAGGAUGUGUUCACGCUGGCUAAACUGACAGCCCUGAUUUCCAUCAUCCUGGCCGGAAUUUGGUUCAUGAGCACGGAGAAAUCGGAAAAUUUUGAUAACGCCUGGGAGGGGGAUUAUGCCCUGUCCAGCCUGGCGUACGCGUUCUAUUCGGGCCUGUUCGCCUUUGGCGGGUGGAACUAUCUGAACUUUGUCACCGAGGAGCUAGAGAACCCGUACAAGAACCUCCCGCGCGCCAUCUGGAUCGCAAUGCCCAUGGUUACCGGCAUCUACGUAUUCGUCAACAUGGCCUACUUCGCCGUCGUUCCACGGCACGACAUGCUCGCAUCGAUCGCAGUGGCGGUAAACUUUGGCUACCGAAUGUUCGGUGCCGUAGCCUGGUUGGUACCGAUCUUCGUUGCGCUUAGCUGCUUCGGUGGUGUCAACGGUAUUCUGUUCACCUCGGCUCGAUUGUUUUCGACGGGUGCGCAAGAGGGACACCUUCCCGCCUGGUUCUCGCUGGUACACGUGAGACGUCAGACCCCGAUACCGGCGUUAAUUUUCACCUGCGCCACUUCAAUCCUAACACUGUUCUGUGCCGAUGUGGUUGCUCUCAUCAACUACUUCAGCCAGAUUCUGUGGCUCUCCGUGGCUGCCUGUGUAGCCGGCCUACUGUGGUUACGAGUGACCAAACCCAACAUGCCACGUCCGAUUCGCGUAAACCUAGCGCUUCCGAUCAUCUUCCUAACGUGCUGUCUGGUACUGGUCCUGUUACCGUCAUUCACCGAACCGCUGAACCUGCUGAUCGGUCUCGGAAUCACUCUAUCCGGCGUACCAGUGUACUACGUCUGCGUGGUUUGGAACAGCAGUAAACGAUCACGGAAUCGUCCGAUGGCUUGGGUUGAACGGGGUUGUCAGAUACUGUUCAAUGCGGCCUUUGUGGGCUGUCAUCACGAUCGAAAGAAUGACCGGGAAAUGUCCGACAUGCAGACUAGUAUCGUGGACGAGAAGAAUGUGUACAACUGAAGAGAAAGCGCAGGGCAUUUUUGAGGAAUUGCAUUUCCCGAUUCUCAUUUCGUUUAUUAGAAUUUAGUUAGUUUUUACACCGAUAGCAUUUAUACUAGAAGCAUUCAUCGCAUGGCGGCUCAGAUUUGAUACUUUAUUAGUGCUUUAGAUUUCUUUAUUUUUUGCUGAAACAAUAUAGGGAUCUAUUGCCCAAAUAUACACAAAAAAGAUUAUAAAUCGGCAAAAGGCACAAAUCGCCAGAAGAAAGUUAUUCAACUGUAUACCAUAUUGAAUAUCAAUGUGAGAUAUGAGAACCAAUGUACACAAGACUUAUAAUAACUCUCAUAAACAAUAAAGAUAUACUUGUAGGUAUCAGUGUACUUAAAAAUGAAUCAAA
Messenger RNA from Topomyia yanbarensis, 2296 nucleotides. RefSeq names its product Y+L amino acid transporter 2 (gene JhI-21). The record is from RefSeq and is a predicted model, not a curated record. Gene Ontology annotation, biological process: amino acid transmembrane transport. Gene Ontology annotation, cellular component: membrane. Gene Ontology annotation, molecular function: L-amino acid transmembrane transporter activity. NCBI's taxonomy places the organism in Eukaryota, Metazoa, Arthropoda, Insecta, Diptera, Culicidae. Bases 379 to 1920 code for a protein of 513 amino acids. The transcript is spliced from 7 exons.